Molecule: messenger RNA, 6096 nt
Organism: Hirundo rustica (Barn swallow)
Lineage: Eukaryota; Metazoa; Chordata; Aves; Passeriformes; Hirundinidae
Gene: PUM1
Product: pumilio RNA binding family member 1
Exons: 22
Coding region: 114-3683 (1189 amino acids)
Biological process (GO): miRNA processing; regulation of mRNA stability
Cellular component (GO): cytoplasm; cytosol
Molecular function (GO): mRNA 3'-UTR binding
Source: RefSeq, a predicted model, not a curated record
GCCCCGCCGCGCCGCCAUGUUGUCGGAGUGAGAGGCCGGGGAGAGGCAGCGGCGAGCGGCCGGGGGGGGCCCGGCAUCCGUCUGCAUCCGAGCGCUCCGCCCGUGUUGGUGGAAUGAGCGUAGCGUGCGUUUUGAAGAGAAAAGCAGUUCUGUGGCAGGACUCGUUCAGCCCCCACCUGAAGCAGCACGCCCAAGACACAGCCAACCCCACCAUGCCUGUGGUACUGACAUCUGGCACAGGCUCGCAGGCUCAGCCACAGCCAGCUGCAAACCAGGCCCUGGCAGCAGGGACACACUCCAGCCCCGUGCCGGGAUCCAUAGGAGUGGCGGGGCGCUCCCAGGACGACGCCAUGGUGGAUUAUUUCUUCCAGAGGCAGCACGGGGAGCAGCUCGGGGGAGGAGGCAGCGGCGGCGGCGGCUACAACAACAGCAAACACCGCUGGCCCACCGGGGACAACAUCCAUGCAGAGCACCAGGUGCGUUCCAUGGAUGAACUGAACCACGAUUUCCAAGCGCUGGCUCUGGAGGGACGGGCUAUGGGAGAGCAGCUGUUGCCGGGUAAAAAGUUUUGGGAAUCUGAUGAUUCCAGCAAAGAUGGACCAAAAGGGAUAUUUCUGGGAGAUCAGUGGAGAGACAGUGCUUGGGGAACAUCAGAUCACUCUGUUUCCCAGCCAAUUAUGGUUCAGAGAAGACCUGGGCAGGGCUUCCACGUGAACAGUGAAGUCAACUCAGUGCUGUCCCCACGCUCGGAGAGCGGAGGGCUGGGAGUGAGCAUGGUGGAGUAUGUGCUGAGCUCAUCUCCUGGAGACUCCUGCCUGAGGAAAGGAGGAUUUGGGCCGAGGGAUGCAGAGAGUGAUGAGAAUGACAAAGGGGAUAAGAAAAACAAGGGCACGUUUGAUGGAGAUAAGUUGGGAGAUCUGAAGGAGGAGGGGGAUGUGAUGGAUAAAUCCAAUGGUUUGCCUGUUCAGAACGGGAUCGACGCCGAUGUCAAAGACUUCAGCCGCACGCCCGGGAACUGCCAGAACUCUGCCAGCGAGGUGGAUCUGCUGGGCCCCAACCAGAACGGCUCCGAGGGCCUGGCCCAGCUGGCCAGCACCAACGGGGCCAAGCCCGUGGAGGACUUCUCCAACAUGGAAUCGCAGAGCGUGCCCCUGGACCCCAUGGAGCACGUGGGCAUGGAGCCGCUGCAGUUCGAUUAUUCUGGCACUCAGGUCCCCGUGGACUCGGCUGCAGCCACCGUGGGGCUCUUUGACUACAAUUCCCAGCAGCAGCUGUUCCAGAGGCCCAACGCGCUGGCGGUGCAGCAGCUGACAGCAGCCCAGCAGCAGCAGUACGCCCUGGCUGCUGCCCACCAGCCCCACAUCGCAGGUUUAGCUCCUGCUGCCUUUGUUCCCAACCCCUACAUCAUCAGCGCGGCGCCUCCGGGGACGGAUCCCUACGCGGCCGGACUGGCGGCAGCUGCCACGUUAGGCCCGGCCGUGGUCCCUCACCAGUACUAUGGAGUCACUCCCUGGGGAGUUUAUCCUGCCAGCCUCUUCCAGCAGCAGGCGGCCGCCGCCGCCGCCGCCACCAACUCUGCCAACCAGCAAAGCACGCAGCAAACCCAGCAGGGCCAGCAGCAGGUGCUCCGUGGAGGAGCCAGCCAGCGUCCCCUGACUCCCAACCAGAACCAGCAGGGCCAGCAGACGGAUCCUCUGGUGGCCGCCGCCGCCGUCAACUCAGCGCUCGCCUUCGGCCAGGGGCUGGCAGCAGGAAUGCCAGGUUACCCAGUGCUGGCUCCUGCUGCUUACUACGACCAAACCGGAGCCCUCGUGGUCAACGCCGGCGCCAGGAACGGCCUGGGAGCUCCCGUGCGCCUGGUGGCACCUGCCCCUGUCAUCAUCAGCUCCUCUGCAGCCCAGGCAGCGGUGGCGGCGGCGGCGGCGUCGGCCAACGGGGCCGCGGGAGGGCUGGCGGGGACCACCAACGGCCCCUUCCGAGCCCUGGGCACGCAGCAGCCCCAGCCCCAGCCCCAGCAGCAGCCCACCAACAACCUGGCCUCCAGCUCCUUCUACGGCAACAGCUCGCUGAGCAGCAACUCGCAGAGCAGCUCGCUGUUCUCGCAGGGCUCCGCCCAGCCCGCCAACACCUCGCUGGGCUUCGGCAGCAGCAGCUCCCUGGGAGCCACGCUGGGCUCGGCGCUGGGCGGCUUCGGCACCGCAGUGGCAAACUCCACCACGGGCAGCGGCUCGCGCCGGGACUCGCUGACGGGCAGCAGUGACCUGUACAAGAGAACCUCGAGCAGCCUGACCCCCAUCGGCCACAGCUUCUACAACGGCCUGGGCUUCUCCUCCUCCCCCGGCCCCGUGGGGAUGCCCCUGCCCAGCCAGGGCCCCGGACACUCACAGACUCCUCCUCCUUCCUUGUCUUCACACGGAUCCUCCUCCAGCCUCAACCUGGGGGGGCUGACGAACGGCAGCGGCCGUUACAUCUCGGCGGCGCCGGGGGCGGAGGCCAAGUACCGCAGCGCCAGCAGCGCCUCCAGCCUGUUCAGCCCCAGCAGCACGCUGUUCCCGUCCUCCCGCCUGCGCUACGGCAUGUCCGACGUCAUGCCCUCGGGCCGCAGCCGCCUGCUCGAGGACUUCCGCAACAACCGCUACCCCAACCUGCAGCUGCGCGAGAUCGCCGGCCACAUCAUGGAGUUCUCGCAGGAUCAGCACGGAUCCAGGUUUAUUCAGCUGAAACUGGAGCGUGCCACCCCAGCAGAGCGUCAGCUGGUGUUCAACGAGAUCCUGCAGGCAGCCUAUCAGCUCAUGGUGGACGUGUUUGGGAAUUACGUCAUCCAGAAGUUCUUUGAGUUUGGCAGCCUGGAGCAGAAGCUGGCGCUGGCAGAGCGCAUCCGUGGGCACGUGCUGUCGCUGGCCCUGCAGAUGUACGGCUGCAGGGUGAUCCAGAAGGCGCUGGAGUUCAUCCCCCCAGACCAGCAGGUAAUUAACGAGAUGGUUCGGGAGCUGGACGGGCACGUGCUCAAGUGCGUCAAGGACCAGAACGGGAACCACGUGGUGCAGAAGUGCAUCGAGUGUGUGCAGCCUCAGUCCCUGCAGUUCAUCAUCGAUGCCUUCAAGGGACAGGUGUUUGCUCUGUCCACGCACCCGUACGGCUGCCGGGUGAUCCAGAGGAUCCUGGAGCACUGCCUGCCCGAGCAGACCCUGCCCAUCCUGGAGGAGCUGCACCAGCACACGGAGCAGCUGGUGCAGGACCAGUAUGGGAAUUACGUUAUCCAGCACGUCCUGGAGCACGGCCGGCCCGAGGACAAGAGCAAGAUCGUAGCAGAGAUCAGAGGCAACGUCCUUGUGUUGAGUCAACAUAAAUUUGCCAGCAAUGUGGUGGAGAAGUGUGUGACGCACGCGUCGCGCACGGAGCGCGCCAUGCUCAUCGACGAGGUGUGCACCAUGAACGACGGCCCCCACAGUGCCUUAUACACCAUGAUGAAGGAUCAGUACGCCAACUACGUGGUGCAGAAGAUGAUCGACGUGGCCGAGCCGGCGCAGAGGAAGAUCGUCAUGCACAAGAUCCGGCCCCACAUCGCCACGCUGCGCAAGUACACCUACGGGAAGCACAUCCUGGCCAAGCUGGAGAAGUACUACAUGAAAAACGGGGUGGAUUUGGGGCCCAUCUGCGGCCCCCCCAACGGCAUCAUCUGAGCAGGGCCCGCCCCAGAGCCACUCCGGGAUCCCAGGAAUCCACCCCAGGAAUCCACCCCAGGAAUCCACCCCAGGAAUCCAUCCCAAGAAUCCAUCCCAAGAAUCCACCCCAGGAAUCCACCCCAAGAAUCCAUCCCAAGGAAUCCACCCCAGGAAUCCACCCCAAGAAUCCAUCCCAAGGAAUCCACCCCAAGGAAUCCAUCCCAAGAAUCCACCCCAAGAAUCCACCCCAAGAAUCCAUCCCAAGGAAUCCACCCCAGGAAUCCACCCCAAGGAAUCCAUCCCAGGAAUCCACCCCAAGGAAUCCACCCCAGGAAUCCACCCCAAGGAAUCCACCCCAAGGAAUCCACCCCAAGGAAUCCACCCCAGGAAUCCACCCCAAGAAUCCAUCCCAAGAAUCCACCCCAAGAAUCCACCCCAAGAAUCCAUCCCAAGAAUCCAUCCCAAGAAUCCAUCCCAAGAAUCCAUCCCAGGAAUCCACCCCAGGAAUCCAUCCCAAGAAUCCACCCCAAGAAUCCACCCCAAGAAUCCAUCCCAAGAAUCCAUCCCAGGAAUCCACCCCAAGAAUCCAUCCCACAAUCCAUCCCACAAUCCCCCCCCAAAUCCCACAAUCCACCCCAAAAUCCCAUCCCAAAAUCCAUCCCGCAACGGUUGCUUAAAAAAAAAAAUAUAUAUAUAUAAUACACAUGCAAACGAACGAAACCCACCAAAAAAAACCCACAAAAAACAACCAACAGAGAAAAGCAGAAAAAAGAAAAAAAAAAAAAAGCAAGAAAAAAAAAAAAAAAGAGAAGCCUUUGUAAAUUUCUUUAAUUUUAUUACGCAUAACAAGUACUAAUUAUUUUUUUUAAUUAACGGAUUGCCCUGCUGUUUUACUGGUGUAUAGAAUUCUUGUACAUAGGUCUCAGAUGUACAUGGAAGGCCACAUUUUUGUUCACUGUUGUAUCUAUAUUCCAAAUGUGGAGACUUUCAGGGUGGUCGGUUUGAAGACAACAAACAAACAAAACAGGGAAAAAAACCAGAACAAACCCGUUUUUAAUUCAUAGGUUUUUUUUGCAAAUACCUUUUUGGUUUUUGGGUUGUUUUUUUUUUUAACCUCCUUUUAGCCCAAAAAUCAGCGAGAAGCUGGGGUUUUAGUUCAGUGACACCACUGGUAAAAAAUACUGAAAAGAGAAAAAAUUCAGCUUGCUAAAGUUCGGUUUUAAGCAAAGACACCAAAAAUUCCGUUUUUGGGGACUUUUUAAUGGCUUUAUUUCUAUUUUAUUUGUGACUCUUGACGUGCUGAAGGAGGGGAGCUUAGCUGGCGUUUUUGACAAAACACCCAGAGGCGAUUUUAAAGUGGAGGAUUUUUGGGAUUUUUUUUUUUUUAAUGCCCACUCCUCUUUUCACCUGGAGAGACAAAAUUUGAUUAUUUAGCAUGAGGAAAAACAACGACGACAAAAAAAAAAAUCCAACUCGGCUUUGGUCUUGCUUCUAUAAAUAUAUAGUGUAUACUUGGUGUAGACUUUACAUAUAUAAAAAUUUGUAGUAUUUUCUUGUUUUGAUGUCUGAUCUGUAUCUAUAAUGUACCCUAGUAGUGGAACAUACUUCUGACUGUACAAUUGUACAUUUGUAAACCUCUGUAAUGUAAAUGUGGAGAAGUUUGAAUCGACAUAAAAACCCGUUUUUUGGUAAGAAAACAGGAAAAAAAAAAGAAUUUAGCAAAACCUGUGCAUUUCAGUGUAUAUUCACACCUUUUAUGGUCGUAGCAUAUAGUGUUGUAUAUUGUAAAUUGUAAUUUCAACCAGAAGUAAAUUUUUUCUUUUGAAGGAAAUGUUCUCUUUAUACAGCCUAGUUAAUGUUUAAAAACAACAACAAAAAAAAAAAACAAAAAAAAAAAAGGAAGAAAAAUAAACUGCUUGGUUUUAUUUGUCACCUAGUUGGACGGUAGAGAUCCUUUCUAAAUGUUCUACAGACCUGAUUCAGUUCCAGAUAGUGUUUUUUUGAAUCUUACAAAGUAAUGUUUUGCUUCUUUUGUGACAGUAAGAAACAAAAAAGUGCAAAAGUACAGCCCCCCCCCUAGUUUUCCUUACAAUCAGAGCCCCCUUUUCACCUUGUAAAGUGUGAAUCACCUCCCCCUUUUUUGUACAGAAGAUGAACUGUAUUUUGCAUUUUGUCUACUUGUAAGUGAAUGUAACAUACUGUCAAUUUUCCUCGUUUGAAUAUAGAAUUGUAACACUACACGGUGUACAUUUACAGAGCCUUGUGUAUAUUUCCAAUGAACUUUUUUGCAAGCACACUUGUAACCAUAUGUGUAUAAUUAACAAACCUGUGUAUGCUUCUGCCUGGGCGACUAUUUUUUGUAACUCUUGUGUAGAUUGUCUCUAAACAACGUGUGAUCUUUAUUUUGAAAAAUACAGAACUUUGGAAUCUG